Molecule: messenger RNA, 3592 nt
Organism: Moneuplotes crassus
Lineage: Eukaryota; Ciliophora; Spirotrichea; Euplotida; Euplotidae
Source: the annotation of a GenBank genome assembly
UAUAGAACAAAUAUGAGUCUUUGGGGCUUAUUCGGUGGAAAUAAGAAAACCACAAAACCGAAAGGAACAAUCCAAGUUCCUCCAGCGGAGGAUCAAAAGAAACCUGAGAUACCUGUGACAGUUCAAAAUCAAGAGCCAGCUCCAGUGAUUGAGUCUAAACCACCAGCUCAGACCCAAGGAAAUAAUGAGAUGUUUGGUGGGAUGAAUAUGAGCACAAAUACGAGCCAACCGAAGCAAGAUCCAAAUGCUUAUAAUCCUCCAAACUUAUUUGCUGGAUUGAAUAUGUCUUCUUCAAUGAAUUCUGGACCUUCUCCAGCGUCGGAUACAAGUACAGGAAUUACAAUUAAGCAAGGGAGUGGGUCAUCAGUGUUUGGCUCUCAACCGCAAGGAGUGUCUCAACCUCAAGCUCAGAAUGCAACUCUAAAUUUUGGGCCAAACCAAGUAAUUCCUCCUACUCCGCAACCAAUUUCUCUGAGUGGAACUCAGCCAGGAGCCCAGCCAGGAGCCCAACCAGGAGGGCAACCCAUGGGAGUAUUCUCAAGUGAUCCAAAUUCGAUCUUCUUCGGGAUGCAGCCAAACAAGAGCUUUGAAAAUAACAAUUCUUCAGUAGAAGCUAUAAACACAUCCACAGAUUUACCUCAAACGACUAUUGAACAAACUGUAGAGAAAGAUGUUAAGGAAGAUCACUCGAAUACAGCUGAUGAUUCUUCUAAAGAAUUCGCGAACAUAUCUAGAAUUUCUCAAAAUGAACCAUCAGAUACCUACAACCCUCCCAAUCUUUUUGAAAAUCUGAAUGUUUCAAGUCCUGCUCCACCAGUGAAGGAAGAGAAGACCAAACUUGUAGAAAAACCUCCUGUUGAAAAGGUAACUCCCAAAAAGGAAGGAUUUUGGAACUCUUACAAAAAGAAAACACCAACUCAAGAGACUCCAAAGAAAGGCAAGGAGUCUCCCAAGAGUAUUCCUGAUUUUGUAGUAAAGGAAGAGAAGGUACAAACUCCUGCUAAAUCUGAAUCAGAUCGGAGCAGAGAGGAACAAAAGAAAAAUAAACACGAUACAUCAGAGAAGGAAGCUGAGAUUGAGCGCCACAUUUAUUCAAGUGAGGAAGAAGAGGAUGACUUCACUCUUGAGCAGCCUCCUGAGACAAUGGUCAAUUUUGUAAAGAGUCUCUCUGUCAACAAGAAAUUUAAAAAUUAUCAUGAGCAAACAAUUGAUGCUCUAGAGAAACAAAUGCAAAAGUGGAGAUCGCUCAAAGAGAAAAGAGAUGAAGAGAAGAAGCUUCAACAAAGAAUUAAAGAUAACGAGGAGAAACUUGAUGAGGCCUCAAGAGCAGAAGAUUUCGACACUGCAGAAGAAAUCCAAAAGCAAAUUGAUAAAGAUAUGCAGAAGAUUCAGUCAAUUACAAGAUUGAUGCUUGAUCUUGAUAAACAAAGAUUUGAGUUAGAGAAAAAGCUUGCUAAAAUUAAAGAGGAAGAAGAGCUUGAACACUCCAGAAAUAUUGAGAAACUUAUCGAGCUUGAGUCAAAGCACAGAAUGGAGGUCAACAUAUUUGAAAAGACUGAAGAGCAGAAUAUCAGUGAUAUUAAGAAAGGAAUCAGAUCAAAAGAAAUCCGCAUUCAAGAGACCGGAAAAGAUCUUGACAAGAAACUUGAAGAGACACAGAGAAAACUUGAAGAAUUCAAUGAAAAAUGUAAAGAAAAUGCGAGAGAACAUAUUGAAGAAAGAGAUGGAAUAGAGCAAGAAAUUCAACAAAUUGAUCAAGAAAUAGAAGAACUUGAGAGGAAACUUAAGGAAAAGAGAGAUGCUAAGGCAGCUUUAGAAACCAAGCGAGCAUCCACUUUAAAGGAGAUCCGGAAAGCUAAUGAAGAAUAUGAAGCAGAUAUUGACUAUUUAGAGGAAACACUUGAGAAAUAUAACAACAAGAUCACCAAGAACAACAAUAAGCAAGCUAAGCUUGAUGACCAGAAGAAAGAACUUGAAGAAAAAGAGAAGCAAGUUCAGAUCAAACUUGAAGAAUACCAAGAAAAGAUUGAUAAAAUUAAUGAGCAUAUUGAAAAUACUAAGAAAAGAGUCAGUAAAAGAGAGAAAUUUAAAUCUAAAAAGAAGAAGAUAAUCAACUACUAUGAAGAUAAGCAAGAAGAGUUCAGAGACAUAGUCACCAGGCUUGAAAAGAUUGACCUCAAAGAGCUUGAAGAGGAAGUCCAGGUCCUUGAAGAAGGACUGGAUAACUCCAUCUCGAAGCUAUCAGAUCUAGAAGCUGCUAUUGAUCAAUUGAACAGUGAUAAGAAAACUCUUGCUCAGAAAAAGAAAUUCAAGGAAGCUAAAAGAGUCAAGGAAACUCUUGAAUUGAAGAUAAAAGACCAGGAGAUGACCAAGAAGUGGAUGGAAGAAGCUACAAUCACAAAAGAAAAGGCUGAAGAGAAGAUGGUCAAAGCGAAGAAAACCCUGAAGAAGUUAGCAGCAAAGAAAUUAAACGAAGAAGAAGAACUUAGAGAAUAUGAGUUUAGAAUUCUGCUUGUCAAGAAAAAGGAACUUCAACACACAUUAGAAGAAGCAGAAGGAGUCAAAGGUUAUGAAGAUAUUUUCAAAAUCCUUGAUAAAGAGAUCAAGGAUAUGCAGGAAAGAUAUGGAUUCACUUCUACUGAGGACAGUGAUAAUGAGGAAGAGGAAAAGUCUGAAUCUGAAAAAGAGAAAUCAGACUUGGACUCAUCUAUAGCUAGUGAGAAAACUCCUGAAAAAACUUCAGAGAAGGAUGAAGAAGAGAAAGUUCAGAGUGAGUCUGAAGAAGAGCCUGAAGACAAACCAGAAUUUGACUUCACCUCAAUGUCUAAAGAAGAACUCAAUGCUGAGAAGGACAAUUUAGCCACUCUUGUAAACGACCUUGAAGAAAAGAUGAACACAGCAGCCGAAGAAGAUGACUUUGAUGAAGCUGAAAGACUUGAAGAGGAGCAGAGCAAAUGAGCUAAGAAGUUACAGGCUCUUGAGGAAUUCCUCAAAAAUUACCAGGAUGAUGUUGAAGAAACUUCUGAUAAGCAAGGUACUCCUGAGGAAGAAAAUCAAGAAGAGCCUGACCAAGUGGAUAAAGAGCAAGUGAAUGAAGAGCAAGAGGAAAGCAAAAUUGAAAAUGUAGGUGAUCUGGAAAAUAAGGAUGAUGAAGAAAGAUCUCAAAAGAGUAAAGGAGAUUCUCGCCCUGAAAAAUCCCAAGAUAGUAAUGAUGAUCAAGUAGAGAUGAGUAUUGUGAAGAAUAUUUCUGAAGCUGAAGAAACUGCUCAAACAAAUUCAACUCCGAAUUCUAUUGAGCAGAAAGAGUUUGAAGAAGAUGAAAAAGAAGGAGAGAAAUCUAAAGAAGAUGAAAAAUCUAAAGAAGAAGAGAAAUCUAAAGAAGUAGAAAAAGUUAAAGAAGAAGCUCAAGUAAAUGAACCAACAACACAAGCUCAACCAGCAGCUAUGUCUUUAGAUAUGUUUGAGAUUGGAAUGCAAAAUACCCCUCCUGUUUCUUCAGAGACUCCUUCUGACAACAAAGAGGAGCCUGAAGAAGAGUAUACUCCUCCUGUGCUUCCUAUGUAAUUUAUUGUAAAUCGUUCCAAACUCUUCU